This is a messenger RNA of Fusarium fujikuroi IMI 58289, 801 nucleotides long. RefSeq lists its product as uncharacterized. The record is from RefSeq and is a predicted model, not a curated record. NCBI's taxonomy places the organism in Eukaryota, Fungi, Ascomycota, Sordariomycetes, Hypocreales, Nectriaceae. The transcript has a single exon. Bases 1 to 801 code for a protein of 266 amino acids.
AUGUCAGACUUGAUGGACAACGUCGACUCGAACCCAGAAGGCCAGCGACGCAUAUUCACGUUGUUUAGGGGUGAGCAUACCUUCUCUGGAUUGAUCGAAUGGACGACAGCGAUGCCAAAGACCUUGGAGCCAUGUCUGGCAGUGGUUGAAGAGAGGCUACCCACGGAUGAGAACCGACCAGAAGAGGCUCGCACCCUAGUAUUUAAUCACUUCUUCAACGAUGGGCCCAGGAUCGGCUUAGUCUACAAGUGCGUUAAGCAGCCUAUCGAUCUGCGCGAGGCCAUUACACGCAUCCCAAAGCCCUCCCCGGAACACAGGCGUGCUCUUGGCAGAACUAUAGCGACACAGGUCCGGUCCCUGUACGUCCACUUUCAGAUCAAUCACCCAGCUUUGCGGACCGAAAGCUUCAUCUUCUUCGUGAAUUCCGACCCAAAUCUUACCACGCCUUAUAUUCUUGACUGGGCGCGACUAGCAUCUCCCGAGAUGUACCAACAUCCUGAACACCAAGCAGGAAAACCUCUCUGGUCCGACCACGUCUGGUCGCUGAUGAUGGUGCUCUCUGAGAUUGCUGACUGGAAGCCACUUGAAAAAGAAAUUCUGGACCACGCCGAGUUGCGGAGCAGGAAACUUGAGAGAAAGCGACUGGUGACAAAUCCGAGCUGGAAGGAUGCCAUGACCGCUGAGUUUUUCCAGUUCGGCUUUGAAUUUCUUGAGAAGGAUCGCAGCACACUUGAGGAGUACAGCCGUUGGAAGGUCAAACGCUUCUAUGAUAGAUUGUGUAAGCUUCUGGAGCCGUUGUGA